AUGGCCAAGGCUGGCUCUUCUCCUGCCCGUAAAAAGCCUUCUUCUUUUAAAAAGAAACCAGCUGAUGACUUCCAGAACCAGAGCCAGAUAUACGACAAGCUUCCAAACUCAGCUGAUUGUGUCAAUUAUCAUCUGGCGUGUAAUAAGGACGGCUAUCCAGAACAGCACUCUCCACCCAUCCAGCCACCACUCACUUUUCUGCCCCAGCACUCAUGCACUCAGAGCAACACGUUCACAUACCCUACACCACACGGGCCUAACACUUCAUACACCUUCCCUAAAGAACAACGCUGCAUUGAUGCUCUAUUUGAGAUGACACCAGCAAGUGACAUGGCACCCCAAAUCAUCACUGACUGUGGAAACUUCACACAGGACUUGGAUUAUGUGCCUCCCUCUGUAUAUGAUUGGUCACCAGAGCGUCAUGGCACCAUGAUAAACAGACUGUUAGUGGUGCCUGAUUUCUCCAUAACUGCAUUCCUGCUUCCUCUCCUUCUGCAUGAUACAAUAUCCAUCACUUUCAGCAACUCAAAAUUCAUCACAGGCUACCCUCAGUGUAUCUCUGGAAGCAAUAACUUGCUUUUAAUGAAGACCCACUAUCUAAUAUCUACAGGCUUGGAGAUAACAGACCCUGGCCAAGUGGCGUACAGAGAAAAAAGAAUCAGUGGAGUGGUGGAACAUGAGGUAACACUGGAAUGUGGCCACACCCUCCCUGAUGUGUACAUCUGGAGCUUCACUAAACCAGGCACUGAGACAAUUCGAGCCGUGGUGUAUAACUUUGGCAAGGGUCCAAAGCUGCAACAGCUGGCUCAGGACUUGGGUGACCUGAACAUCAUCAAUAACAAUGCCUCUCUGUUUACAAGGAAACUUCUUCUAGCUGCAGAGGGCUUGUACACCUGCCAAGCAUUGUAUGACAGUAUAGAGGGAGCAAGGCUUUACUACUACUAUAUCUUUCUGCGGGUUUUAGUUCCUGUGUCGAAUCCCCACAUUCGGUUGAGUGAUCCCUUAGCAGUUGAAGGCUCAUCAUUUUGGAUGCACUGUGAUCUGGAGAACGGCACAGAGCCCAUUCACUACAUAUGGGAACAGGAGAACCGCAGUGGGCAGGUCAGCAUACUGGCUGAGCGCAACAGCAGUCUGAUCACCAUUACUUCAGUUAACCGCAACCACACAGGAUGGUUCAGGUGCAUGGCCAGGAACGAGGUCAAUCAGCAGCGGAGUGACCAGAUCUGGCUAGACGUCUUAUAUGGUCCUGACAUGCCACAGAUCAGUGGCUCUGUCUACUCAGUAACAGAGGGGGGCUAUUCAGCACUGGAAAAAGGAAACGUUUCCCUCAUGUGUCAAGCUACUUCUAAACCUCUUAGCCAGUAUGUCUGGUUCUACAACAGCUCAGAGAUCUACUCUGGACCACAGCUUACCAUCACCAACAUCCUGCGAGUGCAUGCAGGAAACUACACUUGUCUGGCCCAGAACACUUAUAUCAACAACCAUGCACAGAAAACCAUCACUCUUACCAUCUACUGUGAGUAUCCACCAGAUGGUGUUCCUUCAUGUUCUAUUUUCUCAACAAACAACUACACUGACCUGGCUCUCUUCUGUUCCUGGGAAGGGGGUAUCCCUCCAGCUACCCUCAACUGGAGUCCAUAUGUGAAUGGACAGAACUCACCAGGUAUCGCUAACAUCACUCGGAUUCAGCCAGGCCCUGUGAUGGCUAACAACUCUGUAUUCACCUGCUAUGGCUCGCAUGUUGCACUAAAUAGCACACAAACCUGCAGCACCAGGACAUGUAAGUAUGAGCUCACUCAGCUCCAGCCAGAGGUCCAUGUGGUGCCCUCAUCUCCUGAGCCCCAGUGUGAGACCGAUGAAGUGGUCUAUCCAGCCAUGAUCCUGAAAGAGGUCAACGAGGCAAUCUCCCAGGCCAACGAGUUGGCCUACCAAGUCAUGUUCACAACUGAGGCUGACAAGGCUGCUUCCCAAGCCAUGUUCCUGCCAGAGGCUGACAGCAUGGCUUCCUAUGCUAUCUUCCUAUCUGAGGUCGACGGCAUGGCCUCCCAUGCCACAUUCCUGUUUGAGGUCGAUGGCAUGGCCUCCCAUGCCAUAUUCCUGUCCAAGGCCGAUGCCAUGGCCUCCCAUGCCAUGUUCCCAACUAAGGCUGAUGAGAGGGCCUACAAAGCCCUGUUCAAGCCUGAGGCUGACAAGAUGGCCCACCAAGCCAUGUUCUAUUCAGAGACUGACGAGACGGCCCACCAAGCCAUGUUCUGGUCAGAGGCCGACAAGAUGGCCCACCAAGCUUUGCUCAUGCCUGAGGCUGACAAAUCAGCCUCCCAAGCCAGGUUCCCACCUAAAGGAGCAUUCAAACAUACAGCGAUUCGCAGUGACAAAGCAACCAGAGACCAUUCAUUUUCAAUGAAAGCUGGUGACUUCCAUCAAUAUGAGCAACAGCGACCACUGGUGACUAGAUGUGGGUCCAGCGACUUUGAAAGAACGAGCAGCACCAAGCCGGAUAUUUCACCCAGGAAACACAGAGGCCACGGACAAAGAGCUGUGGUCCAGCUCCCGGUCACCAUCAAACAUAUAGUGAAUGACGCCCUGAUGUUGAUUCUCACUUACAGAGAUUUUGCUCAAUUGCAGCAAAAAGGCUGCCCUAUGGAGAACCUCAGUGCUCUGCCAAUUCCAGCGUUAAUAAUGAGUACCUGCUGCUGUCCUGCUCCUGGGAGGGUGGUGUCCCUCGGGCAUUGCGAGCAAGAAAUGUGUGGUAAUACUCGGUACGGACCACUCAAAAGAUGCUCAAAAACUGAAAUAUUGAUCACUAUCAUAACAAUUUCAAUAUUAGUACUAUAUGAAGAGAUUCAACACCACUUCUCCCUUACAGAGAAGCCAGUCUUGAUGCCUCAGCAGAGCGUGGUUUCUGUUUUUGAGGGCAAUGAUAUCCAGCUCACCUGCCUGCUGUAUAAAACUUACCCUCCAGUCACGAAGUUCAUGUGGUACAACAACUUAAGGCAGACUGUAGGAGACAAACCAAAGAAGUAUGUCAUUCAGCAAGCUGGAACCUGGUCCAACCUGACUGUACGUGAGACAGACAGCAAGGUGGACAGUGGACAGUACUGGUGCUCUGCUAGCAAUGCUCUUGGAGGAACAGAGAUUUCCAUUUUACUGCUGGUGAUGAGGUACCCAACACCUCCCAACGUGACCAUCAGUAAGAUCAUAUACAGUGGGCGUCAGAGGACAGAUGUCAACAUGGAGUGGUUGGUUCAGGAAUAUGGUGACAUCACUGGGUUCUUCAUUGAGUGUCAAAUGCUCAAUGUCCCUGAGAAGCGUGACGUUGUCCCUGUCUGGCAGAAAGUCACAGAAAAUCUACAACCCAGCACCCGCAGCUACCAGAUCACUAAUCUGGACCCCAGUACCAUGUAUGCAUUCCGUGUAACACCUGUCAAUCGCCGUACCUUUGGAUAUCCUUCCGAGAUCAAGAGCCCAGUGUCAACACCUGUGUCCAAACCCUACAUCCUGCUGAAUGACCCAUCACCUGUGGAAGGAGCAUCUGUGUGGAUGCACUGUAGUUUGGAUGUUGGAACUGAUCCUAUAAAGUACACAUGGGAGCAUGAGAGCCGCAGUGGGCUGGUCACCAUAUUAUCGAAGGGCAACAGCAGUUUGAUUAACAUCACCUCUGUGACCCGUAAUCACACAGGCUGGUUCAGGUGCCUGGCAAGGAAUGAGAUUAAUCAGCAGCGCAGUGACCGACUCUGGUUGGGUGUUAUAUUUGGUCCAGAUCUGCCACAGGUUGACGUGACACCCUACUCAGUAACAGAUCGAGGAUACUCAGCUCUGGAGAAAGAGACUGUUUCCCUUCUAUGUGAAGCCUCCUCUAACCCUCCCAGUCAAUACGUCUGGUUCUACAAUAACUCCCAGGUCUACACCGGACCACAGCUCACCAUCACCAAUAUCAUGCGAAUACACACAGGCUCCUACUCCUGUCUGGCCCAGAACACUUACCUAAACACUCGCUCCAAGAAAACCAUCACUCUCACUGUCUACUAUCCACCAGACGGCAGUCCAUCUUGUUCUAUUUUCCCAGUGAACAACUACACUGACUUGGCUCUGUCCUGUUCCUGGAAGGGAGGUUAUCCUGCACCUACCCUAAACUGGACUCCAUAUGUAAAUGGAGACAUCAGAGACAGUGUUGCUAACAUCACUCGGAUUCAGCCAGGGCCUGAGACGGCUAACAACUCUGUAUUCACCUGCUAUGGCUCACAUGUUGCGCUAAAUGUUGCCCAAACCUGUAUCACUAGAACUUGGCUGCCAUAUGGAGAACCCAAGUGUUCUGCAUAUGCGACUCGUAAUAAUGAGUACCUGAUGCUGUCCUGCUCCUGGGAGGGUGGCUUCCCUCGGGCUCUGCUGUGGUGGGCUUCUAGUUCAGGAGAUAUGCAAGGAACAUCUGAGGAGAAUUCCAACAUUCUGGUCCUGCGUUCCAGUGCCACCUACAGUGGCAAAGCAUUUGUUUGCCAUGCCAAACAUCCACUGGUUAAAGAGAGCAAGCAGUGCAUGUUAAAGUUAGAGGCACCAGUGUUGAUGACUCAGCGCAGUGUGGUUUCAGUGUAUGAAGGCAGUGAUGUCCAGUUGACCUGCGUCCUGAGUAAAAACUACCCAGUGGUCACAGAGAUCACCUGGUACAAUAACUUAAAGCAGAACGUUGGUGAGACACCCAAGAAAUACGUCCUGGAGCAAGCUGCCGCCUGGUUUAACCUGACCGUGAGGGAAACAGACAGUGAAGCAGACAGCGGACAGUACUGGUGCUCGGCUGCUAAUGCUGUCGGAGGAGCAGAGAUUCCCAUCUUGCUCCUAGUAAUGAGGUACCCAAUACCUCCAAAUGUGACCAUCAGUAAGAUCACAUACAGCAGCCAGCAGAGGACAGAUGUCAUGUUGGAGUGGUUGGUCCAGAGAGAUGGAGACCUCACUGGGUUCUUCAUUGAGCGUCAGAGGCUCCCUGUAGGCAAGACUGAUAUUGUUCCUCUUUGGCAGAAAGUGGUAGUAGAUCUGGAUCCAAGCACCCGCAGCUACCUGAUAACCAAUCUGGAUCCUAGUGGGAAAUAUGCAUUCCGCGUGACUGCUGUCAAUCACCGAACCACUGGACAUCCAUCAGAGGUCAAAAGCCCAGCAAAUCCACCCUUUAAAGCUUAUCCUGCUGUUAUUGGAGCAGCCAUUGGAGGCAUGCUUCUGGCAACAUUAUCUACAGUCCUGCUCUUCAUUUUUGUGCUGCGGAAUCGCAACAACAAUCCUCGUCUUCAUGACAUGAUAUUUGGCAGGCAUAACAGCCAGUCCAGAGAAAAUAUCAACUUCCCAGAGGAUGAGGUUGUUGGAGGAGCACAAGAUAAGGGUGGCAGAGGAGAGAUAAAGCCAGGUAGGUUUUUUUUUUUUUUUAACGCAGGAAUCGUUCUUUGCUUUCACUUCAGAAGUCCUAAUUUAAUAAUUCUUAACUUUUUCAGGACCAUCGAUGGCCCAGCCAAGAUCUGCUGCAAUGCUCACAGCCACCUCCCCUGACAACAACCAGGCAAAAUCCCCUUAACAGUGGUCUCUCAUAAUGCAAACCAAAUCUUCAAUCAUCUACUUUAUAUUAACUGACAAUGAAACCCAAAAAAUGCAAAAACUUUUCCUGCUUAAAGGGCUCUAUGACAGUAGGAAAGUAGUAGGUAACACAUUUUUAAUACAGUUCUUGCUACAUGUUUAAAACAUUUUUAAAUGUAUUUUAUACUAUAACUUUAAUGGCACUUUAAUAUCUCACUAGCAAAUUACAAUGUGCUUUACUAAUUACAACGCUAUAGGAGUUCAUAUACUACAGUCGAAUCUGGUUAUUUAACAUUUUUAUAACAGUCAGAGGUAAAGUUGUUGUUUUAAGUUUUCUGCCAUGGAAAAUCUUCAGGACAUAGGGAUUUGCAGUUUCCUGGUAGCAUGACAAGCUGCAUUUUUGUAUAAUUAACUUCUAGAGGAGAAAAAAGAUAGCCUGGUGAGGUGAACAACUG
Molecule: messenger RNA, 6008 nt
Organism: Ictalurus furcatus (blue catfish)
Lineage: Eukaryota; Metazoa; Chordata; Actinopteri; Siluriformes; Ictaluridae
Exons: 25
Coding region: 1-5529 (1842 amino acids)
Molecular function (GO): protein binding
Source: RefSeq, a predicted model, not a curated record